CACUUUAUCCGUCAAACGAAUGUGGUGGUCGCCUGCGGUAGUGAGAAGUAAUUUAUUAUUUUUAGUUAUAUUUUCGUUGAAACAAGCUGAGUGGUGACUUCAGUAAAUUAAAUUAUACGUGUUAUAAUGCUUCAGUCGGUAAUAAAUACAUUUUGGAGUGAAUAUGUUUGGUUACCGCCUAAUACAACAUGGGCUGACAUUGCGCCUGGCCCGGAUAAGACUGUAAUUUAUACGGACCAUCGGCAUGUUUUCUUUCCUAUACCGUUAGCGCUUGCUUUUAUAAGUGUACGCUAUGUAUUAGAAAGGUUCAUCUUUGCCCCAUUUGGAAAAUACUUGGGCAUCAAGGAAAGUAGAUCAAGACGGGCACCAGACAACCCAAAACUCGAAGCCGCAUAUAGAGCAGGCCCUAAGACACCCAAGCAACUAUGCGGGUUAGCAAAGCAGCUGGACAUGACGGAGCGGCAGGUGGAGCGCUGGUGGCGGCUCCGCCGGAGUCAGGACAAGCCCUCCACGCUCACCAAGUUCUGCGAGAACCUCUGGAAGUUCACAUUCUACGUCUGCAACUUUAGCUUCGGCGUGUAUAUCCUGUGGGACAAAGAAUGGUUGUGGGACAUUGACCAUUGCUAUAUUGGAUAUCCGCAUCAGGGUCUCACAAGCGACGUGUGGUGGUACUACAUGAUAUCCUCGGCGUUCUACUGGUCGCUGACCAUAUCCCAGUUCUGGGACGUCCGGCGCAAGGACUUCUGGCAGAUGUUCGUGCACCACAUCGCCACCAUCGCGCUGCUCUCGUUCUCGUGGGUCUGCAACUUGCACAGGAUCGGCACGCUCGUGCUGCUUCUGCACGAUUGUGCUGAUAUAUUCUUGGAGGCUGUAAAAGCGACGAAAUACGCCAGCUACCAACGACUAUGCGACAGUCUGUUCCUGAUGCUGGUGGUGGUGUGGAUCGCCACCAGGGUCGGCAUCUUCCCCUUCUACAUUAUAUGGAGCACGUCAAUCCGCGCGCCGCAACUAGUGCCGAUGUUCCCCGCCUACUACAUAUUCAACUCGCUGCUGUGCCUGCUGCUGUGCCUUCACAUCGUCUGGACCAUGUUCAUCCUGCAAAUAGCCUAUAAUGCUAUAAAAGCCGGACAGAUGGACGGCGAUGUAAGGAGUUCGUCGGAAGUUAGCGAUAGUCCUAACUCGAAUCACAGCUCGCCCACGAGAAAUAAGAACAAAAAGAACACAUAAGACGGAUGAACGAUGGAUCUCGGAUGCGAUAUUUUUUAAGUACUACUUUAAAUAAUUAUUUUUUGUGAAGAAUUCACCACUUGGCAAAGAAGCAUAUAAUACAAUGGUAUUAGUUCGAAAUACCUGGUCCAAGCUCCUGUCGUAGGUUCGAUUUCACCACUGCAAAAAUAGGAAUCAAAGAUCUAUAGAUCAUCGCAACAAUUUCACCAGUGAACCUGUUCCAAUACGAGACAGACUAAUAACUGUAUAAAUUAGUUCUAGAAUAAUCUUGUCGUGUUUUGUCUCUUUCGCUCUUUAAGUAUUUGUCGUUCGAGAGAGAGAGACAAAAUAUUAAGAGAAAUUCAUAAAUGUAAAGAAUGAUACUUCUAUCAUAUCUGCUAUUGUCAUAUUGAUAGAUAAACCAAAGACAAGGAAAGUGGAGCGAGUUGUGCGGCAGAAAGAGACAGAACGAUUUUGUGGCUAGUAAUAAUAAAAUUCAAAUCGUGUUAAGGUGUCGUCCAUUAAUUACAUAAUGCGUUAAUAAGGGAGGGGAGCGAGACCCAAAAU
Zerene cesonia (dogface butterfly) is the source of this 1773-nucleotide messenger RNA. Its product is annotated as ceramide synthase 5-like. The transcript is spliced from 8 exons. Gene Ontology annotation, molecular function: sphingosine N-acyltransferase activity; DNA binding. Gene Ontology annotation, biological process: ceramide biosynthetic process. NCBI's taxonomy places the organism in Eukaryota, Metazoa, Arthropoda, Insecta, Lepidoptera, Pieridae. The coding region runs from base 127 to 1227 and encodes 366 amino acids. The record is from RefSeq and is a predicted model, not a curated record. Gene Ontology annotation, cellular component: membrane.